AAAAAAAAACCCGAACAAAUUGGAGAAAAAAAUAACCCAUCAAAAUCGCAGAAAAGCCAAUCAAAAUCACAAAAUAGGGAAUUUCAGCGAAUGGAUGAUGCUCUUCUCCUAAAUUUCCCUCCUUCUUCCAAGCUCGCCCUCUUCCUCUCCUCUAAAUCCCUAACCCUCUACCGGUAGUCCCAUAAAAAUCCCCUUUUUUAUACGUUUUUUUUGUGUGUGAAGUUUUUGAUGGGUAAUGGAGUUUCGAGCAUAGAGGGUGGGGCCCACGAGACGGCGAUGGGGGAUUUGCCGGAGAGUUGCGUGGCUAGGGUUUUGAUGGACAUGGGGCCCGCUGAGAUCUGCAGUCUGGCGAGGUUGAAUCGAACGUUUUGGGCGGCGGCGGCGGCGGGAGGGUUUUGGGAGAGGAGGAGCGCGGGAAAGUUGUGGGGAGGGAAGAAGGAGGUUUAUUCGAGGCUUUGUCGGCAUACUUUCUUCGAUGGAGGCACAAAGGAGUUUUGGAUGGUGAAACACACCGGUGGAGUCUGCAUGUCGAUUUCUUCAAAGGCUAUGUUGAUUACUGGAAUCAAUGAUCGAAGAUACUGGAAUUACAUCCCUACUGAGGAAUCAAGAUUCCACACGGUUGCAUACCUCCAACAAAUCUGGUGGCUAGAAGUCGGCGGAGAGAUUGACUUCUUCUUCCCAAAAGGCACUUACAGCCUCUUCUUCCGCCUCCACCUCGGCCGUGCUUCGCGGCGUCUUGGCCGUAGGAUCUGCAGUCCCCAACAUAUCCACGGCUGGGAUAUACAGCCCGUUCGAUUUCAUCUCUCAACAUCAGACGGUCAGCGGUCCCAGUCCAAAUGCUACUUAGAUGAGCCAGGGAGCUGGAUCCUUUACCAUGUAGGAGAUUUCGAUGUUAAGGAUUCGAGAGAAUCAACGACAGUGAAGUUCUCAAUGGUACAGAUUGAUUGCACUCACACGAAAGGUGGUCUCUGUGUUGAUUCUGUGUUAAUAUAUCCCAAGGGAUUUAGACCGAAGGAGGCGCCUCUGAGCUAUAAUAAUAUGCAUGGAUAAAGAGGCGUGUAUAUUUGUUUUCUUGUAAGUUAGUGUGUAGUUGUUCAUUGUUAUACAUUUUGUGUUUGUGAAAUGUAAAUAGGAGGGAUGAGCUAUUUUAGAUUCCAUAAAUUAGUUUAUGAUUGUUCCUUUUUGUUCAAGUAGUGGAGAGAAGAUAAUCUUAGCCAGGGGUUUAUGUAGAGUUCAAUGCUUUGUAUGAUGAUAAUAUAUAUGGCACUAUAUAGUAGUCAUUUUGUAUCCA
Asparagus officinalis (garden asparagus) is the source of this 1291-nucleotide messenger RNA. Its product is annotated as F-box protein PP2-A13-like. Gene Ontology annotation, molecular function: protein binding. The record is from RefSeq and is a predicted model, not a curated record. NCBI's taxonomy places the organism in Eukaryota, Viridiplantae, Streptophyta, Magnoliopsida, Asparagales, Asparagaceae.